AUGCUAUCCUUGUUCUCGUGCUGGAAUCGGCCACUUCGGCGGAGACAGCGAGUCUGGAAAGAGAAAGAAGAAGCAGCCAAAAACCUUGAUCAACUCCCCUCGUGGACUGCGCCAGAUAAUACGCUAAUUCUGCAGGCGUUUGAAUGGCAUGUUCCUGCCGAUCGGCGGCAUUGGAAUCGAUUGAAGGCUGCUUUGCCGGAUUACAAGGCGCUAGGCGUUGACCAGAUAUGGGUUCCCCCGGGAUGCAAGGGAAUGGACCCUGCAGGUAAUGGCUAUGAUAUCUACGACUUGUAUGAUCUGGGGGAGUUUGAUCAAAAGGGAGCCAUCUCGACAAAGUGGGGCUCUAGGAAAGAGCUGGAGGACUUGGUAUGCCAAGCUCAAGCUUUGGAUAUCAAGAUCAUCUGGGAUGCGGUGCUCAAUCACAAGGCUGGGGCUGAUUUCCCAGAGAGCUUUGAGGCAGUGGAAGUAGAUCCUAAACGAAGGGAUGUCGAAAUAUCCAAGCCGUUGGAAAUCGACGGCUGGGUGGGCUUUGAUUUCAGUGGCCGUGGCGACGUGUACAGCUCGAUGAAGUACCACUGGCAACAUUUCAGCGGCGUCGACUGGGAUGACAAGCGCAAACACCAGGCUAUCUACAAAGUCCAUGCCCCCCACAAGAACUGGGCCUCCGAUGUGUCUGGGGAAAAUGGAAACUAUGACUACCUCAUGUUUGCUGACCUUGACCUUUCGCAUCCUGAAGUCCGCGAAGAUAUCCUACAAUGGGGAACCUGGAUCACAGAUACAUUAUCCCUCAGUGGGAUGAGAUUGGACGCAGCAAAGCAUUUCUCUGCGAAGUUCCAAAAGGAUUUUGUCAACCAUAUUCGCAGCACUGCCAAUCCGGAUUUCUUCGUGAUCGGAGAGUAUUGGACCGGCAAUGUCCAGGCUAUCAUGGACUACCUGGAGAAGCUCGAGUAUGACAUUGCGGCUUAUGACGUUCCACUGAUUGAGAAUUUCUCAAAGUUGUCGCAUAUACCCGGUGCAGACCUCCGUGAUAUCUUCAAAGAUACCUUGGUUGAGCGCAGGCCGGACCAGGCUGUGACCAUUGUCGCCAAUCAUGACACGCAACCAGGGCAAAUGCUCGAGACUCCAGUGGCAUCAGACUUCAAAUUGCUAGCCUAUGCCUUGAUACUUCUCCGUAAAGAAGGCCACCCGUGUGUAUUCUACGGAGACAUUUAUGGCAUACGAGGUGGAAAUACUGCGCCCCCGAUGGCGCCAGCGUGCAAUGGCAAGCUUCCAAUUCUAACAAAAGCACGCAAACUAUAUGCCUAUGGCGAACAAGAAGACUAUUUCGACCAACCAAACUGCAUCGGUUUUGUUCGCUAUGGGAAUGCUCGUCACCGUUCUGGUCUCGCCUGCGUUAUCAGUAACGCAGGCGCGGCCAAAAAACGCAUGUUCAUUGGUCGGCAAAAUACGAACCAGCGGUGGAUAGAUAUACUAGGGCACCAGCCGGGGGCGGUCGUUAUCGACAAACGGGGUUAUGGGCUUUUCCCUGUCAACUCUAUGAGUGCCAGCGUCUGGAUUGAUUCAGCCGUAGUCGCUGGUAGUGGUGUUGAGGACAAGUUCAACAUAAACAUUUAUGACUAUUGA
Penicillium subrubescens is the source of this 1623-nucleotide messenger RNA. RefSeq names its product alpha-amylase. The record is from RefSeq and is a predicted model, not a curated record. NCBI's taxonomy places the organism in Eukaryota, Fungi, Ascomycota, Eurotiomycetes, Eurotiales, Aspergillaceae. Bases 1 to 1623 code for a protein of 540 amino acids. The transcript is spliced from 8 exons. Gene Ontology annotation, biological process: carbohydrate metabolic process. Gene Ontology annotation, molecular function: calcium ion binding; hydrolase activity, hydrolyzing O-glycosyl compounds.